Messenger RNA from Penicillium canariense, 291 nucleotides. RefSeq lists its product as uncharacterized. The record is from RefSeq and is a predicted model, not a curated record. The transcript is spliced from 2 exons. Bases 1 to 291 code for a protein of 96 amino acids. Lineage: Eukaryota; Fungi; Ascomycota; Eurotiomycetes; Eurotiales; Aspergillaceae.
AUGCCUAGCCGUGUUGCCAAAGGAAAGGGCCAGCCGAAAAAGGCUGUGCCCAAGGCCCAAGCCAGCCCACAUGAUACGAACCUCAUGCUCCUGUGGGCAUGCCUUCGCAAUAAUGGUGGAGGAUCGGUCAACUGGGAAGAGGUGUCCUCUUCGCUUGGCAUCACUCCCGUUGCGGCCAAGACCCGCUAUCAUCGUCUCAAACAGCGCAUGGAGAGCAUGAUGCAGCCUGCACAGGCAAGCAAGAAGGACGAGAGCCCGGAGCUUAAGCCCGAGCCUGAGUCUGACUGCUGA